Molecule: messenger RNA, 3282 nt
Organism: Fusarium pseudograminearum CS3096
Lineage: Eukaryota; Fungi; Ascomycota; Sordariomycetes; Hypocreales; Nectriaceae
Exons: 3
Coding region: 1-3282 (1093 amino acids)
Biological process (GO): proteolysis
Molecular function (GO): serine-type endopeptidase activity
Source: RefSeq, a predicted model, not a curated record
AUGGACGAAUCAACCUCAAGCAACUUUUAUUUACCAGGCGAAGACCAUUAUGGCGAAGACUCCGAGGGGGAACUGUACAAUCACUCAGAAUUAGACUCGGAUGAUGAAGAUGAAGAAGACGACGAAGACGAUGAAGACGAAAUUGAUUCGAGAGCCCGAUUCCGUAUUGCGACAACUGCGAUGGAAAACAGGCACCGGACGUUCUCUGAACCUCAAGCACUGUAUGACUUUCUCUAUGAGUUUCGGGAUGUCAUCGGCCUGGUUAUGGAUGAUUCCAAUACCUUCCUGCAUGUUGCUCUUCGAUUUAUCAACAACCGCAGCGACGUCAGGUCUAGCAAUAUGAUGCCUCUUAUCCAGAGCAUAGUCAAAGACCACCCUACACUGUUGACAAAGAGAAACUCCGAUGGGCUAACACCCCUCUACAUGGCCAUCUCUACCCGAAAGCCACUGUUAAUUGAAGCCAUGUUGUCUGAGUGCACCGAGUACCCAGAGUGGCAAGCAGCAGUCCAAGACGCAAUUGAGAUCCCCUGUGUUGAACAAAAAGCCAAGUCUUGCUUGCAUAUUGCCUUCCAACUGGCUAUACGUGAGAGAGUGGUUAUCAAGUUGGUCACCAUAGCCAGAGAUGAAGCUCUUGCCAUGCAGGAUGAUUAUGGACGAAUACCUUUACAUUAUGCGAUGGUUAGCCGAAGACCAAGUUUAGCUACGAUACGCCUGUUCAUUCAACGCGAUGAAUAUAUUCUCGACAAAAGACAUCCUGAAAACACAGCGGGUCCCGUCACGUUUUUGGACAUUGUCGACAAAGAAGGCAAUUCAGUGUACAGGCAUCAUCAGACAUCCUCGCUAAUGAUGGAGAACAAACGAGCUCCACCCAGCGAGAAAGAGGUCAAGCUCAAAUCUACUUCUGACAUGAAAAAGGACACCAAUAGGGAAAGACAGAAAGUCCCGGACAGAGAACGAGACGAGAUAAGCUCAAAGCGGCAGACAUCCUCGGUAAUAUGGCGGAAUAAGCGGUCUUCACACAGAGAAAAAGAUGGCCUACUCAAAUAUGCUCGUUACACCCCGAAAGCUGCCACCGAAGAAAUGAUGAACGUCCUCGACACAGCACGUGACGAGAUAAGCCCAAAUGAUCCGGGAUCCUUUGACCUCCCUCUCGAAAAAGAAAGGACUGGGUUGGUCAACGCGAAGCAAGUUAUUGGAAAGAAAGAAGAGACAGAGCCGACACCAAAGAAGCAAGUACCUGCUGAAGACUGGAAAGAAAUACUCAAAGAGCUCAAAUUACAUUAUAUGCGAACCCGGAAUGGGAACAUGGUUGAGUCAUUCCUUUACGGCAGCAGUAUCAAUGGCCAGUUGCUCCAAUUCCAUUUCUUUACUGAUGUGCUGUUGGCUAACAAGGAUUCAGAUAUUCAACUCUACUUCGAUUACCGGGGUCUGCCUUCAAAGAUCACCGACAGGAUCUUUGUUGAGACUUUCUCGAAUAUGAAGUUUGACGAUGUCCUUCAAUUUGUCUCUUUCCCAAAUGUUGAAGUUGAGUUCAAGGGUCGUCAUGAUACUAAGAAGAAUGGAAAGGAUCGAAGGGACAUGCAAUUUUUCUUCAAUUGGUUAGAAACUAAAGGUGUUCGUCAUAUCAUCAGGGUAGAUGUCGAAGACUCGAGUGAGUUUCCGCACAGCGAUCAAGCGAUCUUGGAAUCCCUCAAAGCAAUAACUGUUGAGCGGCUCAACUGGAAAAAGGUCGAUUUGGAUCCUAGAGUUAUUUGUAAUUUAGGAUCUAAUGUGGCAUGGGGAGACGCUGGGAGAGGCUCGGCUGUGACUUGUAAUAGUCAAAUCAGAGAGGUCACUCUAACUUGGAGUGGCAACAAUACGGCUUUGAGAGCCUGGAGCGAGCCGGAAGGUUUACCACUAUUGCCCCGCUUGAGAAAGAUCAUCAUACUUGGCCCCGAGGAUGAAGAGAAGAUGGUUGAGUCUCCAGAGUGGGUAUCAGCUUGCAUAGGAGAGUUUCGCCAACGCAUAGCCAGAAAUGUAUCAACAAAAGACAACAAAUCCAUCGAAAAUGCAGAAGACAAGGGUGACGACGCUUCAAAGACAAAAGAAUCAUCAGAUACCGACGCCUAUAAGCGCAAUAUCGAAAUAGUUUUUGUUAAGCGAGGAGGGAAAGGGAGAAUGUUGGAGGAUUUUGACACUCUAGGACUUGCUCAACCAACUGUCGAAUCACGAGCAGGGCAUAGAUGGCUUGAUUCCGUUUACGCAUUUGCCGAUAUUCUUAAACGGUUUUGGGAUCAAUGCAUUGGUGAUCUUCAGCCCUGGGCUCCCAACACCAUCUCUAGCGAUAUUGUGGUCGCGUUGAUAGAUGAUGGCGUGGAGGUCUAUGGUUCUGGACUAUCAGCGAACAUAAUAGGCGGCAGAAGCUUUGCAGCUGCCCAAACAAACAACAUGGUGAGCCCUUGGUAUGUAUCUGAGCUAGGCCACGGGACAGUCAUGGCAGAAACGAUCGCGAGGGUGUGUCCAAUGGUUAAGCUUUACCCUAUGAGAGUUGAUACAUAUACCUCUGAGAAUGGUGAGCGAACCCUCGAGGCUAAAUCAGUGGCUCUUGCCAUCGGCGCGGCAAUUCAACGAAACGCAAAGAUUAUUCUGAUCCCUCGGCCCAUUAAACCCACCGAGUCUAGCUCCCACAAGCUACUUGAUAGCAUGCUCCAAAAGGCGUGCUCGUCCAAUAUUUUACUAUUCAUUCCAUCUUCUACAGGUGAAAAACCACAGGCUUUGUCGACUUUUCGCUCCUAUCCAACCUUUCGGACUGGAGCCUCUCGAGACGACGGCGGAGCACUCAAUGCAACUGACACUCCUUCAGAGGUGGACUUCAUAUUCCCUGGAAGCGAGGUCAUGAUACAGCAUGACAUCGACAAUCCGCGACGUUCUAACGGGGCAAUACUCGACUUGGACUCGUCUUCAAAUGUCAACGUUGCCUUGGCAGCAGGUCUUGCGGCUGCUCUCAUAUACGCCUGCAAACUUAUCUCACUGAAGGCCAUGGCAAAAGCACGAUCAACUGGCCAGGAAAAUCACCAUCCCUACAACAUGUAUCAUUUGACGAGUCUCGAGCGGCACCGCGGUAUGAUGAUUGCGUUUGAAAACCUCGGCUCGGUUACUGAGAGUCGAUUUCUCAAAGUCUGGGAAGUUCUUGAUCCCAUCAUUGACGAGAUGAGAGAUUCCCCAAUGGAGGAUAACGAGUUGAAGAGUUUGGUCGAGUGGUUUUCUCGUCUAAUGUCUAUAGAGGAAAGUAAUCUUCUUUAA